Messenger RNA from Paramormyrops kingsleyae, 2508 nucleotides. Lineage: Eukaryota; Metazoa; Chordata; Actinopteri; Osteoglossiformes; Mormyridae. The record is from RefSeq and is a predicted model, not a curated record.
GCUUGCGCGGCGAGGGAGGCGAGGCGCGCGGUUAUUCGGUGUCAUAAAAUGGCGGCGUGAAAGGGGACGAGCGUAAAGUUGAUUUGGGUAUAAAACUAAUCAUUUGUUGCAGUUUCAAGAUCCUGGAUAUCGGCGUCGCUGUUGGGGGCAGUUGGGGACUUGUUUCGUUUGCGAUAAAGGUGUGUUUGCUGGUGUCGCGCUUGUUAUUGCCCGGUACCGAGGCGGUGAAACGGCAUGGAUGUCGGACGGCACCGGUAGUUAAAGCCAGAAAAGUGAUCAGAGCUGUGAUGGCGAAGAGGAUAGCAGAUAAAGAGUUAACCGACCGGAAUUGGGAUCAAGAAGAUGAAGGAGAAGAGCCCGGAACGUUCUCCCUUGCAAGCGAAGAUGUACUGAAGAACCGGCCAAUCAAGAGGGCAAAACGCAGAAGCAUGGCGACUGAGGGUGAGGUCGGAGGUGCUUUCAAAGGCUUUAAAGGUUUUUCAAUGACCUCAAUGGGGACAGGGGGAGGUGCAGCCUCAUUUGCAGGCUUGGGGAAUGGCACCGGCUUCAAGACCCUGUCCACUCUGACGAAUGGGAAUGGUGGUGCAGUUGCCCCGCCCACCCUCUCUACACUUGGCUCCACCCCCACAGCAAAGACCACCACAGGCUCAUUGGCAUUCAACGGCCCCGCCUCUUCCCAACCCCCCGCCACUGACGUGGGCGGCAGGCAGCCCAAUGGCCCCGCCCCCGGUGCAGCUCAGAGUCCUCAGAACAGCCGGGAGUACAGCCGGCAGCUGACGGCGCUCAACUACUCUGUGCGCGACUGGAUCACCAAGCACGUCAACGACAACCCGCUGUGCGACCUCAACCCCAUCUUCCGCGACUACGAGCAGCACCUGGCCAGCAUCGAGCGGCAGUAUGGCGGGGGCUCAGAGGGCGAGGCAGCCAAGCAGGGGGGCUCCCAGCCCGCCGGGGCCGCGGUUGCUGCCUCCGCCCCUGCAUCCUCCACCGGAGGCAGCAGUGGGAUAGCUUCCUUGCCAGGGGCAACUCUGCUCGCCCAGGAAAAAGAGAGCGCCGCCCCGCAGACGGUUCCAUCCGGCGUCACAUUUAACUUCGGCAAGAAGGUGGAUGCCUCGCUGUUGGGUCCCCUGGGUGCCGGCGGAGCGGGCAGCUUCUCCUUCUCCACCAAGAGCUCCUCCACCUCCCUCUUCGGGGGCCACGGGGCCGCCGUCACGGCGAGUGGCUUCUCCUUUGGCGGCGCCAAGGCAGAGGCGACAAACAGUGCAGGAGGGAAAGAUGAGAACGGAGGAGCCGACGAAGAGUCAGAGGAGCCCCCUAAGCCUGUGGUCACGGAGGUCCAGGAGGACGACGCGUUCUACUCUAAGAAGUGCAAACUGUUUUAUAAGAAAGAGAAUGAGUUUAAGGAGAAGGGAGUGGGGACGCUGCAUCUGAAGCAGGUGGCCGAUGGGAAGACUCAGCUCCUGGUGCGGGCCGACACCAACCUGGGAAACAUCCUCCUGAAUAUCCUGUUGCCCGCCUCCAUGCCCUGCUCACGCACGGGCAAGAAUAACGUGAUGGUGGUGUGCGUGCCCAACCCCCCCGUGGAUGAGAAGAGUCCCACCAACCCUGUGCCGCUGCUCAUCCGGGUCAAAACGACCCAGGACGCAGACGAACUGCACAGAAUCCUGCUGGAAAAGAGGGCGUGAGGCCCCACCCCCCCAGCCGGGACUGAACAAACGCCAAUGGCGUCCCUACAGGCUGUGUCCCUUUUAGCAGAUCACCUUCCCCCUUACCUCUGCCUCCCCUCCACGCCCUUCGGUCCCUCGUUGUCGAAUGUGCGAUAAUCCGGCCCUAGACCGUGUCGUGGUAACUCGAGGUUCACAUACUUUGUCCCCUGGUACAGUUUUGUAAUGAAAGUCGCUAAGUAGCAUGCUUGUAUAUAUUUUAGAUUAAGUAGUCAGUUGUCAUACUGUGAAAUGGGAUUGUUAUUUUUUUUGCCAUGCUUCUAGGCGUGAGACACCCUCGCUUCUGGCCAAACUGCUCAUGCAAAAAGGUUUCUUUUCAGAAACUUAGGGGAUAUUGUUUAUUGAACCAUUUUGAAGAUUUAUUUUUUUUUAAACGUGGAAAACGAGUCAAGGCUCCCUGGAGUCAGAAACAUUCCGUCAGUCGUGAACUUUUGCUGCUAUCCUGUAGUUCAGUGGAAGAUUGAGGUCAGUCAGCCAGCCGCUGCUAAGCCACCAUCGACCCGAAGAUUUUAAACUGCGGUACUGAUUAAUUCGGACACUGUUGUGGCAGAAAGGAACAAAAGAUUUUGAAGAUGUGAGUGUGGGUAGGAGCAAGUCCGCUGUGAUUCUGUAUGUCAUGCUACUGGUUAAUGAGGAAAUGGAACCUUCAGGAAUUACUAAGUCUGCAGUUUUGCUUCUGUAAUUGGAGAUGUUAUUACUGGCUCUGCUGUUCUGGCACCCUGUUGCUCAUUUAGGCAUUUUCUUGCUUUGUAUUUUUUUGUAAAUUAAAGGAAACGUGAUUUCA